UCCUCAGCACCCCACCCGCCUCCGUAUCCUCCAAGCCCCCCACCAACAGCUUUCUUCCCCUCUCGCUCUCGUUGGGGUCGCUAGGGUUUGGGAAUUCGAAGGGCUUCCCUCGCAAUGCCGGAGGCGGAGGCGGUGGGAGCGGGGGGCCGCGGCGAGGAGGCGGAGCCGGUGACGCCGCAGCCGCAGCCGCAGCCGCAGCCGCAGCAGCAGCAGCAGCAGGAGGGCCCCCAGGCGGUGGACGAUCGGCGGCUGCUGCGGUCACAGUACCUCGCCGUGAAGUGCCUCAUCAGCGAUGAGAAGGAUGAUAUGGCGAGCGCGGACUCCGAAAAUUUCCUCUCCAUCAUCAACAAGGUGGAGAGCCUGCACCAGCAAGUCCAGAGGCCAAGGGAGCAGAUAGCUGAUGCAGAAGCCCUGCUGGACCUUGCCACCAGUUUGGUAACAUCAGUAAGGUCCCAUUCAGUUCUGGGAAUCACGCCUUCUGAUUUCGUUGCUGGACUGCUGAAGAAGUUUGGAAAGCAAAGGGGUCCUGAUGAUGAGCAUGCCUCGUUGGACUGGGCUCGUGUUGGGCGUGCUGCCUCUCAUGUUUUCAUGAACGCUGCUGGAUGUGCCACCAUGGUUGGCCCUAUGAAGACAGAAGUGAAGCCGCGAAGGGUUUGUAUUAGAAAAAAGAGGACUGCAAGACCUCGUGGAAGUGCUCGUCCUGAACAGCUUGUGGACCCCACAGUGAAAACAAAGAGUGAUACUGAUAAGAAUAUGUCUGCUAUAUUUAACCUUCUGAGGAGAAAGAAAAAUGCCAGGCUGGAACACCUUGUUUUAAACAGGACAUCAUUCGCCCAAACAGUGGAGAAUGUCUUUGCCUUGUCGUUUCUAGUGAAAGAUGGCAGAGUUGAAAUCAAUGUGAAUGAUGAGGGGCAUCAUAUUAUCUAUCCAAGGAACGCACCUGCCGCUAGUGCUGUUGCUUCAGGAGAAGUUGUCUACAACCACUUUGUCUUCCGAUUUGAUUUCAAAGACUGGAAGCUCAUGAAAGGGGUCGUUCCAGAGGGGGAAGAGCUUAUGCCGCACAGGUCUUCUCAGGAUGCACCUGGCGCAGCAGGAAACAGUCAUCCUGAGCCUGAGCUGACCGUGCCCACACAAAGCGCACCGAUCAGGAAGCGGUGCAGGAACCGUGGCCUGAUCUCGCAAGAUGAGACGGUUGCAACGGGGGUGCAGGAAAUCAUGGCAAACAGGACGGUAGCCACAGGUGCGCAGCAAGUCGUGGAAGAUGAGAUGCCAGCAGCCAUGGGCGCGAAGGAAGUCAUGGAGGACGAGACGGGCGCAGCGACAGGCGCGAAGGAAGUCAUGGAAGACAAGAUGGUGGCCAAGUACAGGAAGGAGGUCAAUCUGACGUACAAGCGCAGGCGCCUCUUCCAGGACGGCUGAUGGCCCUGACCCUGGCUGUACAUGUUUAGGUAGAGAUGCAGCCACGCUCACUUAGCGUAGCUUAUAUGCGCUUAGGGAAAGCACGGUGGCGUGGCGUGGGUAGUGGGCUUUUGGAAUGGUUGGGUAUGUCACCUUUUGGAGUUGCUCUCCAGUUUCUGGUGUAUUUAAGCUGAGGUAGUUGUAGUUAAUGUUAGAUGCCUGUUGCAACGCUAAUGCUUAGUUUGAUGAUGGUUGAAAA
Setaria italica (foxtail millet) is the source of this 1657-nucleotide messenger RNA. Its product is annotated as non-structural maintenance of chromosomes element 4 homolog A. The transcript has 7 exons. Gene Ontology annotation, biological process: DNA repair. Lineage: Eukaryota; Viridiplantae; Streptophyta; Magnoliopsida; Poales; Poaceae. The record is from RefSeq and is a predicted model, not a curated record. Gene Ontology annotation, cellular component: nucleus; Smc5-Smc6 complex. Bases 115 to 1419 code for a protein of 434 amino acids.